Plasmodium vinckei vinckei is the source of this 1116-nucleotide messenger RNA. Its product is annotated as conserved Plasmodium protein, unknown function. The coding region runs from base 1 to 1116 and encodes 371 amino acids. The record is from RefSeq and is a predicted model, not a curated record. The transcript is spliced from 2 exons. Lineage: Eukaryota; Apicomplexa; Aconoidasida; Haemosporida; Plasmodiidae.
AUGAAAUUGAUUUCUCUUAAAAAGUUUGUAAUUUGUUUUUUAGUACUAUAUAUUACAAUAAAUAAAGUCAAAUGUAUUAAAAAAAUAAAUAUAUUAAAAACGACAAACACAAAAAUUCAAAAUGCAGUGCUACCAUAUACUAGAAGAAAAAAAUUUUUUGUUAUAAAUUUUUUUAAUAAGUUAAAACAAUUAAGAAAAUAUAACACAUUGAAGGAAGAAAUUUCUAUAAAUAAAAAAAAGAAUAUGAUUAAUUUGGUUUAUAAAGACAUAAUUAAAAAAAAUGAAAAACCAAUUUUAAAAAAGUUAGAACAUAUUUUAAAAAAACAACAAACUACACGUUUCUCUGUAUUUUUUAAUGAAUCUAUGCAUAAUUUCCAUAAUAAUUUUUUGUAUUAUUAUAUAUUUUUUUAUAUUUUAAAAAUAAAUGAAUAUGCACAUAUCAUAAAAAAAAUUAAUAAGUUCUUAGCUACCAAGUUGAAGAUAAAUCUAUUAAAUAAUACAAUCCACAAUAUCACAAUUUUUGAAAAAAAAUAUAUUUGGAAUAAAAAAAGAAUUCAUAAAAUUUUAAAAAAUAAAUUUAAAAAAAUCAAUAUAGAAUUGAAUAAUAUUUUAAAUAGACAUUUAUCAAAUUGGGAAUAUCAUUAUUAUAACACACCAUACGAAGGAAAAAGUUUUAAUCAUAAAAAUUUUCAUGAUAUUGAUUACAAGCUUAUCCAAUAUAUGUAUAAUAUAUAUGGAUUAUAUUUUUAUGACAUGUUUAAUAACAAGUUUUUAUUGCCCAGUUUAAAUAUUCUCACACGUCUUAUAAAUACUAAUAUUCAAAUAUUUCUUUUAAAAAAUUUUAAUACUGAUAAAUAUACAGCAAAUAAAGUUAUGCAUACAUAUAAAACAUUUUUCACAUUAACAACAAAAAAUAAUACAAUUCCAUUAUUUAUUCCAUUUCAAGAUACUAUAAAAUUAGUUGAAAAUUAUCAUUCUACAUUGGAUGCUAUAGUGAAAAAACAUAUUAAUGUUGAUAUACCUAAUUUAAAACUAUUGAAUGUUUUAAAUUUAUCAUUAAUAUUGUUAAAAUUGGUUGUACAACUUUAUGAAGUUAUAAUUUUACCUACCCACUAG